This is a messenger RNA of Pieris rapae (cabbage white), 1169 nucleotides long. RefSeq names its product protein limb expression 1 homolog (gene lft). The record is from RefSeq and is a predicted model, not a curated record. The transcript is spliced from 4 exons. NCBI's taxonomy places the organism in Eukaryota, Metazoa, Arthropoda, Insecta, Lepidoptera, Pieridae. The coding region runs from base 329 to 1132 and encodes 267 amino acids. Gene Ontology annotation, biological process: autophagosome maturation. Gene Ontology annotation, cellular component: cytoplasm.
GUACCUUUCCAAUUUUGCAAGCUUUUAUUACCUGUGUUCGAAACUAUAAUCUGCGAUUUAAUCCACAAUAUACCGUUAUUUAUUCUAAUUGGAUCCUGAUUUAAGCAUUUCGUCGGUCCAUCAAUAACUCUCGUGACAUAAAGGCUUUUGCGAUACAGUGAGGCGUGAAUCAGCUGACUUUGAAGCUUUCACGCCGUAAACAAAAUGCUAAUUAAAGCUGCGAAGCAGAAAAGUUCUUUGAAAUAAAGCUUUCGCAUAAUUUGCAACAUUAUUUGAUUAUUUCGCGUGCAAAGUUCCUAAUUAGAGGUUUCAUUCAUUUUAGUUUGAAAUGUGGCAGAAAAGGAACGCUUAUAAAGCGGAUGGCGUUCUCUCAACAGUAAACGUAGUGGAAGCAUUACAAGAGUUCUGGCAACUCAAGGCAUCGAGAAAUGGCAACACAGCGAGUGGUGGUAGUAGCGCGCUAGUCAUCUACGAAUCAGUACCGGCUGCGCACCCGCCAUACGUCUGCUAUGUAACUCUGCCUGGAGGAGCUUGCUUUGGCAGUUUUCAGAACUGUCCAACAAAAGCGGAGGCUCGCCGCAGCGCUGCGAAGAUCGCACUUAUGAAUAGUGUCUUCAAUGACCAUGAGUCCAGAAGGAUAUCCGAUCAUUUCAUUGAGAAGGCCGUGGCGGAAGCACGCGCCUCCUUCGCGGGGGAUGCUGGAAGCCAUCAUCAGGAUCCGAAUGCUGGGAUUGCCGCUUUCAGAUUUAUGCUGGAAGCUAACAAAGGGCGUACAAUGCUGGAGUUCCAGGAAUUGAUGACAGUAUUCCAGCUAUUACAUUGGAACGGAUCGCUCCGCGCAAUGCGCGAAAGACAGUGCUCAAGACAAGAGGUGGUCGCGCACUAUUCAGCGCGGGCACUCGACGAUGCCAUGCGCGAGCAAAUGGCCAGGGAAUGGGCAUCCAGGGAACGCGAGGCAGCCGCUGGAGGUGGGGUCAUCAGGAAUGAGCUCGCCCGUGCGGAAAGGGAGCUUCGUGCUGCCAGGGUGGCUGCCAGGGAACUGCGGUUCCCGAAAGAAAAACGUGACAUACUCCUCCAAGCUGCUCGCCUUGCACCCCCUACUGGCAGUAGUGAUCUCACCGCGCGAAACUAAAUUUUGUUUUAUUUUAAUUAUAGUUAGUUUAAGAAUA